AUGGGUAAAAUUUUAAAUAUUCUUUUUUUAAUUAUUUUUACACAAAGUAUUUUUAUUUCAUCAAGUUUUGGAUAUUCAGCACCAAAUAGAACUAUUGAAAUACAAACAGAAACUACAUUUAGUAUUCAAUUUAUACAUUUAGCAACAAAUUUAUUAUUAUCAUCACCAAUUCCAAAGAUCCAAAGUUUCGAUCAAUCAUGUACUGGUAGAAUUUAUAAUUUUCAAUUAGAAACAUGUGUUUAUAUUGAUGAUGAUUGCAUAGAGAAUAGUUUUAUAAAUAUUAAUCAAACAAAAGCAGCAUCAACCCCAACAGGAUACAUGUACCAAAUUGAUAUUUAUGAUUUACCAAGUUCAAAUCAAAAAGCAGGUUGUGAAGAUAUGACAAUUGUGCCAACACUAUCAUCACAAUUUAAUUGUAGUAAUGAAAAUUCGAAUGGGUUAUGGCAACAAUUCAAUCAAUUGAAUGUAACAUGUCAAUCAAAUAUAAAUACAGAUACCUUUUUUAAAUAUUCAUUUAAUAAAUGUGUGAAUGUGACAAGUCAACUUAAUAAAUGCUCAUAUAUUACAAACCCUGAUUGUCCAUUUGAUUCAAUACUAUUCUCUGGUGACCCAUAUUUUCCAUCAGUUUCAACCUAUUCAAAUGGUGAUUGUUAUCAAGAUGGUUUAAUUAAUACAAUUAAAUUAUUAUGUUCAGAUAAUCCAUCAUAUAAAUUAAAUUGUUAUGAUAAUGAUUCAUAUUAUUCUCCAAAUUCUUCAUCAUCAUUAUUAUUAUCAUCAUCAUUUUUAUUAAUUUUAAUAAUUUCAAUAUUAUUUUAA
This is a messenger RNA of Dictyostelium discoideum AX4, 816 nucleotides long. RefSeq lists its product as hypothetical. The transcript has a single exon. Bases 1 to 816 code for a protein of 271 amino acids. The record is from RefSeq and is a predicted model, not a curated record. NCBI's taxonomy places the organism in Eukaryota, Evosea, Eumycetozoa, Dictyosteliales, Dictyosteliaceae.